Messenger RNA from Fusarium tjaetaba, 2343 nucleotides. RefSeq lists its product as uncharacterized. Gene Ontology annotation, biological process: positive regulation of transcription from RNA polymerase II promoter by galactose; DNA-templated transcription. Gene Ontology annotation, molecular function: RNA polymerase II cis-regulatory region sequence-specific DNA binding; zinc ion binding; DNA-binding transcription factor activity, RNA polymerase II-specific. The record is from RefSeq and is a predicted model, not a curated record. Gene Ontology annotation, cellular component: nucleus. The coding region runs from base 1 to 2343 and encodes 780 amino acids. NCBI's taxonomy places the organism in Eukaryota, Fungi, Ascomycota, Sordariomycetes, Hypocreales, Nectriaceae. The transcript is spliced from 2 exons.
AUGGCCCAGGCACGUGAAACCAAAGGAGUCAAAAAGUCCAGCACUUCAACCGGAGAAACCGGAAAACGGAGGACACCAUACGCUCUGCGCGCAUGCGACGCAUGUAGACGACGAAAGGGAAAAUGCGACGGGCGACAACCGUGCAGACACUGCUCAAGCCGAAACCAGAAUUGCAGUUACAGCAGCAGUCUCGAGAACAAUAGCUCCAGUCUUGACAGUGACGAUUGGCACCCCGCCACAACGACAGCAGCGCCUCCAGCGCCUCCAGCGCCCGCCAUCACUGACCCGAUACCUGCGACUGCGAACCAUGACUGCGCGACUUCGGGGACUUCAUGCCAGACGAACCAGGCUGCGAUUGUCGAUAUGCUCUCUAGUCUUCAGGAGCAAUUGAAUAGUUUGGCGUCGCAAGUUCAAUACUCGAGUAACCAGGAACAAACAAAUCUUCCGUCGCCAAUGACAAUGAUUGCUGCGACACGACCCCGUGACCAUAUUCCAAGCACGAAUCCCAAUACAAUACCCAUCAUCAGUCACAGUUACACUGAAUCCACCACCGAUGAUCAGAGCUCAACGCCAAAAUCCUCUCGAACAACCGCCUCUCAACAUUUUUACGGCCCAACAUGUCCAGACUACGCAUUGAACGUGGGACAAUUAAAACUCCGACGGAACAGCUACCCUGGUCCACCACUUCAACAAAAGCAAUUACAACUUGCCAGUAUUCACGAAGACGACGCCUCCGAUGAGGCGGAUCAGAACUAUGGGCAAAAUACACAAUUUUCCGUAUCGCCGCGCACAAUCGACAAAGGCGACCCAGCUAUGCUUUUGACAUUCCGCUCGAUUAUGGGUUUGCAAGAGGCCACUCAGCUUUUAUACAUUUAUCAAGAGGUUGUCGGUGAACUUCAUCCUGUGGUUGAUAUUGAUGCGCUCAUUAUGCAGACGCGGUCGUGGUAUGCUGAGGCUGAUGCUGGAAUUUGGGAUGUUCUGGCGUCGAGCACGGGAGCUGCUACUUAUGAAUUACUGUUGAUAUUGAACUUGUGCUUGGCUAUUGCGCUGAGGGCUGAUGGGAAUCCCUCGAAUUCGAAUACGGAGACUUUGCUGCGGGAUAGCUUUCAGGACGCUGUCAAUGCGAAGCUUGCUGCGCCUGCUAAUAGCAUCCAGCAUGCGACCAUCAUAUUCCUCAAGGGCUGGUAUGACUUCUUCCAAGAGAUGCCUCGCUCAGCUUGGCGCAUGUGCGGCAUCGCUGGUCGUAUGCUGAUGGAACUCGGUCUUCACAACGCCGAGGUCUUCAGACAUACCGUCAAGACCGAGGCUCAACGCACAGAAGCCUGUACUCUGAUCAGCAGUAUUGUCAUCCUCGAUCGACAAUGGAGCUAUGCAACUGGUCUACCAACACACUUCCAAGACAAGAGCUUCAGCUCCAUGUCGACAUCGUCCGUCAAGAACCCAUAUCUCAAAGCCAUGCUCUCCUUCAUCCUCAUAAGCGAUCGUUUCAGCGAACCUAUAUCCAACGCCGCAAAAGGUGAAGGCUACAACGAUGAAAAUUCAUUUGAGCUCAUGAGCUUUCAGAUUGAGCAGUGGAGAAAGAAGGCCGUUGGUGAUUACACCGUUGCGAAUUGUCAAACAUGGCAUACAGACCCGUCGACCCGUCCGCCAACAUGGACGAUCUUACUAAAUCUCCGAGCGGAAUCCGUUCGGAGUCAACUUCUCAAACCCUUCUUCUUUUCAGAGUUGGAUAUUGAGAUUACAAAGAAUCACGUUCGAUCAGCUACUGAUCGAGUUUACGAUAUCAUCCAUGUUUUGCACACGCUUGACGCGACUACGGAUAUCUACCGCAAACAACAUCCAUAUUACCAGCAUAUUCUCGCAUGCACCGCUGGUCUAGCAUUUCUGCUCAUCGCUUUCAUAAAGCAAAACAGAGCAACAAUGCUUCCAAGCCUGACCCCCGAUCUUAUCGAGUCUCUCGGUGGUAGUUUCAGCAUGUGUGUAACGCUCACAACAAAAUACACGCACCGCUCGCGCUCCGCACGUCGUCUCGCCAAGCGUCUUAUCGAAAUGCGACGAAACCUUCUCAGCCUAGGAAUUCUCAACCCAACGAGCCCAGGAAGCCACGAAGGUCUAGAUAACGUCACAGAGUCAAUCAGGAGAGCGAGUCUUGCACAGCCAGUUGGAGAUUUCCAGCCUUAUGCCGAGUACUCGCCGCCUUUUAAUAACGGGGUCGUUCCCGGGGGGUUUGUGGCUGGGACGGUAAUUUCGGAUACGGAUAUGCAGAUGGGCUGGGAGGAUUCGCUAAGGUUGCAGUGGCCUAUUGGGGAUGUUAAUCACAUGUUUUCGGAGAGCAUAUUUUGA